Drosophila elegans is the source of this 820-nucleotide messenger RNA. RefSeq names its product AP-3 complex subunit sigma-2 (gene or). The record is from RefSeq and is a predicted model, not a curated record. The transcript has 4 exons. Gene Ontology annotation, biological process: intracellular protein transport; Golgi to vacuole transport. NCBI's taxonomy places the organism in Eukaryota, Metazoa, Arthropoda, Insecta, Diptera, Drosophilidae. Gene Ontology annotation, cellular component: membrane coat; intracellular membrane-bounded organelle; AP-3 adaptor complex. The coding region runs from base 71 to 646 and encodes 191 amino acids.
UGCAGCCCUGGUCAGAAAGUAAAACAGCUGGCAGUUUAAACAACAUUUCUUAUUUAUCAAAGAAAUAAAGAUGAUAAAAGCUAUACUCGUUUUUAACAACCAUGGAAAGCCGAGGCUAUCCAAAUUCUAUCAGUAUUUUGAUGAAAGCCUGCAACAACAAAUAAUCAAGGAGACUUUUCAGCUGGUUUCCAAGCGGGAUGAUAAUGUUUGUAACUUUCUGGAGGGCGGAAGCUUAAUUGGCGGAUCGGACUAUAAGCUUAUCUAUCGGCAUUAUGCCACGCUGUACUUUGUUUUCUGCGUGGACUCCUCAGAAAGCGAAUUGGGAAUCCUGGACUUGAUACAGGUCUUUGUGGAAACCCUCGACAAGUGUUUCGAGAAUGUCUGUGAGCUGGACUUGAUAUUCCACGCCGAUGCAGUGCACCACAUACUGUCAGAAUUGGUAAUGGGCGGAAUGGUGCUGCAGACCAAUAUGAACGACAUAAUGGCCAGGAUCGAGGAGCAGAACAAGAUCGUCAAGCAGGAGGCGGGAAUAUCGGCUGCUCCUGCUCGAGCUGUGAGCGCCGUGAAGAGUAUGAACAUUCCACAACAGAUCAAGGACAUUAAGCUGCCUGAUCUGCCGCAGGCAAUCAAGGACUUCAAGUUCUGACAAAUCUCACACCUGCCUAUAAUCUGUUGAAACUAGUGCUUUGCCGCAGUCCUUCAAGAAUUUCCAACAGCAAUUGACAUACUCCUGGAUUGUUGUUUCCGUAAUCUUAGGUCCCACUGAUUCAAUGUAUCUCCCUCUACCGAAUAAAUACGCAAAAUAAUUACUAAUAGCAAA